GAGGCCUUCCAGGGGCUACUUCGAGGCCGCGGCGUCUACGACGCCGAGACGGCCUACACUACCCUUGCGCCCUACCAACGGGGCGCGGCAUCUCUCCCCAGCGACGUCUCGUCGGCCCCGGCCGCGGGAUCAUUGGUCACGGGGCGCGCCCUCGAGUACCUGGUAGAGGCAGAGGAGCAGAUGAUCAGGGCCGAUGCUGAGGCCCAGCUUGACCGUGAGACAAAUGGCGAAAUCAAGAUUUACACCGACCCGCUGCUCGCCCACAGCCGGCGGCGCUAUUCCACGUUCGUGAAGGACUUGAGGCGCAAGGGGCUGGUGGGCUUCAGUCGCGAACCCAAGGAGUUCGUGGGUGUGUUCUUUGUAUGGAAGAAGGAGCGCGCCUCCAUGUGGAUGGCGCUCGACUGUCGCCGCUCGAAUCAGCGAUUUGUUACCCCGCCUGGCGUGGAGCUACUGUCAACUGAAGGACUUGGGCGGAUCGAGUGCGAGGCGGAACAGGCCGACGCGUUGCCCAUCUUUUUGGGCAAAGCUGACGUGAAGAACUGUUUCCGCCGCGUGCUGUUCGGCAGUCACCUUCUGCCACCCGGGGGGGGGGCCAAGGAGUUUGGCAUCGUCGGCCAGGCCGUGGACGGGGUGCCGGCGCGGGCGGAGGAUACCUCUGGCCUCGCGCCCUUGCUCUCCCCAUGGGCUGGACGUGGUCACUAUACUUUGCCCAAGUUGUCAACCUGGGCAUGGUGGAGAGGGUGCCCGCCGUCGCGUCGAGCCGCGUGGCAACCGACCGCGGGCCCCCUAUCGUGCUGGCGCCCUCCUCUCCUUGGCACUACGUCCUAUGUGGACAACGUGGGGCUCCUCUCGUUGGAUGCCGCCUGCGUCAAGGGGGCGCUCGCGGACACCGCCAAGGCCUUUGAUGCCGCGGGCCUCAUCAUGCAUGACAUCUCAGUGGACUGCGAGACCGCUGAGGCGCUAGGUGUGACUCUGGAUGGCCAGAAGCACCAGACCCUCGUCACUCAUCGCCGCUACUGGAAGGUUCGACUUGGGCUCCGGCGGGCCCUCUCCCUGCGCCGUCUGGCAGGGAGGGAGCUCGAGGUUCUGCUCGGCCACUGCGCGUUCGUCGGCCUCAUGCGCCGGGAGGCGCUGUCCGCGCGGCACACCGUGUACACCUUCAUCCGCGAGCGGUACUGGGCAAAGAGCGACGUGUGGGGCUCCGCGCGCCACGAGCUCGAGUGCUUCCUUGGGCUGAUGCCGUUCCUGCGUUCUGAGUGGGAUCGGCCGUGGCUCCCGCAGGUUCUUUCGGUGGACGCCAGCCUGUGCGGCUGGGGGAUCGCUAGCUCCGAGUUCGGGGUCGACGACGGGAAGGAACGGGACCCCUCGGACAUUCAGGCGGCCAGGGUCUGGGAGAUGCGCGAGGAUUUCCCUGAGAUCCCCGGGGGCCUCCUUCACGUGGAUCGGUGGAUCUCACCCGCCUGGUGGCUGACGGACACGGACCCGACGACGUCCUGCUCCAGCCUGCGGAUCGACCUUUACCCGAGGGCGUACCGGCUCAAGCGCUCACGCCUCGGGCUUCGCCCGACCCCUCUUCUUACGAUCUAUUUCACGACUGCAAUGAAGCGGACCCGCAACCUGGAGGCGUCGAACCGCACGCCCGUGAGGGAGGAGAGCCGACGAACUACCCUGAGAGCGAGCCCGGGCUCGACUUCGUGUCCGCCUGCAGCGUUCUCGAGGCCGACGAAACACAGGAUUCUCUGCCGACCGAAGAUACGCUCCAUGCUGGAGUCCAGCGAGUCUUUCCUCUCGAUGGGUUGCCUGGAGACCCUAGUCGACGAGGGGCUCGCACGGGCCGCAGCAGCUGUCGCGGCCGCUGCCGCCGCCGAUGCCGCCGACGAGGACAGCGUUGGCACUACUACGGGCGACGAGAUGGAACGAUCGGUGAUGGCUCGCUCUCCAGAGUGCCCUCGCGCGGGAGGCAGCAAGAUGCCUCGCGCGUGGUGGCGCGCCAUCGCCGUGGUGUUCGCGAGGCGCAGGAUGGUGGCCACGGGGCUCGCGAUCAUGAUCGGCGUCAGCUGCUACCUCAGGCCCUCGAGGCUGCUCAACCCUACGUCCAGCAACCUGGUGGCUCCGACGUCGCACGCGUCGCAGCACUGGAUCCUCCUUUUGCAUCCUUCGGAGAAGGAGGACAGAAGCAAGUCAGGCGGUGCUAACGACUUGCCGAAUAUCCACUUUCAGUGCAUGCUGCCGUGGGUCACCGACUUCCUCCAGGCCUUGAGGGGGAAGGGCGGCCAGCUGUGGUCGUUCGACUAUUUGACCUUCUUAGCGGAGCUCAAGACUGUGGCGAAGGUGCUCGGCGUUUACCGCCUGGUGCCAUACCAAAUGAGGCACUCGGGCCUGUCGAUCGACCGCAUGGUACCUUGCCGCAAACAAGAGGAGUGUCAGAAGCGAGGUCGGCGGCACGACUGGAAAAGCAUCGACCGCUACGAGGAGAGCGCGCACCUCAGCAGCUUCUUGUACGAACCCCCCGUGGAGAUGCUGGCACACAUGCAUCUGUGCGAGGAUCAGUUCGUCGAGUUCCUCUUGUCGCCCGAGCAUGCCCCAAG
Messenger RNA from Prorocentrum cordatum, 2588 nucleotides. Lineage: Eukaryota; Dinophyceae; Prorocentrales; Prorocentraceae. The record is from the annotation of a GenBank genome assembly.